AUGACGCGCAGUAUGAAUAACUUCCCUGCAGAGCUGAUCAGGCUGGUUCUGUCAAGGGUCAAACUGGAUUCGCGCGGGAAUCGAGACCGAUCCUUCUUCAAUACGCUUACUGUCUGUCGUCUCUGGCACGACAUUGGUGAAGAUCUACUCUGGACCGACAUCACCCUCACCCGUUGUCAAUUGAAAAAGUUCUGCCAGUCAACAUGCCGGGCUUCACUGGCCACGAAAUCGCUUUCUCUGGAGAUCAGAAAGUAUUCCUAUCCCUACUACGAUAACCCAGGCUGUGAAUUGUCGCAGCAACUUCAGCGCCUAUCACUGAAAGUCCGAGAAAUGCAACAGCUCGAGAGCUUCAGCUUGUUCAUCACUGGCGGCGCCUCCAGAACACUCUACGUCCCAAUUCGUGGACUUCGGCUCGUCUUAGAUGCAUUGCCGAAUUCAGUCUGCAAUCUGGAGAUCGAUGACGAAGUUUUUGCUUUUCACUCAGACCUCAACGACACCAAAGCCGAUCACUUGUGCGUGUCUCUACAAAAGAUAAUGCCCCAGCUUCGUAAUCUUCGCCUCAGACUUGCAGAAGUCUGCGAGAAUGUCUUUCCAGACUCGUCCUGCAAAGGUAAGGAGAGCGAGGAAUGUGCCACAACCCCCAACGCCGAAAACACGCUCAUAAUCCAGCUGGUCGGAGACCACCCAGAUCAUGAAACCCAGCACUGCCCUCUUCAGAAGAUGCACGGUCACCAUUCCUAUCCUGCACACGGAGCUUGGCCAUAUCGCUCAGCUCACGAUUGUGUGGUUGCCGCGGCUAGGCUAGCGAUGGAAAGCCACGCCCUGGACAAUUUCCAUCGCACUUCGAUUUUCGAUACCACUGCUCCAUCAACGACUGAGCAGGGGUUUCCAGUAGUACGUGAACGAUUUUUGGGCCAUGAAGGGAAACUUCGGCUGUACCCUUACUUCGACCUCCGGGGUGUCGCUCAAGUCUUCGCUCUCCGCUGUCUUGGGAAGGACAGACAGACGAUGGAGGUCAUCGGAAGGAUGGGAGAUCUAACUUCACAUAUCGAAGGCUGUGCGUGGGUCAAGACAGUGGAAGGUUGCCGCUUAUCAUCAGGCUAUAUCGCACACAAUUCGCGGUUUGAAGGCACCAAAUUGGAAAAUCUAGAGUUUUACACUCGAGGAACUGUGACCAGACCCAUCUUGCUCGGUUUCACUUCCCCAUCACCAGUGCUAUGGGAGUUGGAGGAUCAAGAAGGCUGCAAACUCUUAGAACCGGUGGUCCUUGAUGAGAAUGACGAGACUCGCUGGCUCCCCAGAAAGCGUACCCAGAAAGAAAUUCGUCGCGAAGAGAGAAGGAAAGCCAUUGAACGAGGGGAAGAGGUUGACCCUGAAUCCGACUGUGAGCCCCCCGAUCUCAACCAAGCGAUAUUCGCAUUCAGGAUGUCUCAACAUUUUUCCCUCUUUCUCGAUGAAGACGAAGACGAGGAUGAAGAUGAAGACGAAGACGAAGACGAAGUUGAAGGUGCGGGUGAAGCCGAAGUCGAAGAUAGAUACGAGGUCGAGGACGAGGACCACUACGAAUACGACUCCUACAUCGAGGACGAGUAUGAGGACUCUGAUGACGACUGGGAAUGGUGA
This is a messenger RNA of Fonsecaea multimorphosa CBS 102226, 1623 nucleotides long. RefSeq lists its product as uncharacterized. The transcript has a single exon. Lineage: Eukaryota; Fungi; Ascomycota; Eurotiomycetes; Chaetothyriales; Herpotrichiellaceae. The coding region runs from base 1 to 1623 and encodes 540 amino acids. The record is from RefSeq and is a predicted model, not a curated record.